Messenger RNA from Moneuplotes crassus, 2472 nucleotides. Lineage: Eukaryota; Ciliophora; Spirotrichea; Euplotida; Euplotidae. The record is from the annotation of a GenBank genome assembly.
AUUUUUAAUAAAACCAAAAGUUUUAAUGGAUGAAAGCAGGAUUGAAAGAGCUACAACUCCAUAUCCUUAUGAAGAUAUUAUAAAAGAGGGGGAACUAUUUGAAGAUCCUCAUUUUGGACCUUGCCAAGAAUCCCUUUUUAAUGAAUUGGAAUGUAAAAUGGAUCCAAAAAUAAAAAAGUUAUGGUCAAAAUUUGAAUGGAAAAGAGCAAGCUUAAUCUACAAAGAUGGGUUUAAAGUUUUCGACAACAAGCCAAUAACUCCUCUCGACUUGAAGCAAGGCUUACUUGGGACAUGAUACUUUGUCUCAUCAAUCGCAUCUGCUGCCUCUAACUUUACAAGAAUCACUGAACUCUUUGUCAUCAAGAAACCAAACAAGUCAGGAAUAUAUGCAGUUAGAUUCAUUAUCAACGGAAAGUACCAAAUCGUCACAGUUGAUGAUUAUUUUCCUGUGGACCCCAAAAGCCAACUACCAGCAUUCAGUCGUUCGACCAAGAACUUGAUCUGGCCUUUGGUCUUGGAGAAGGCCUGGGCCAAGCUAAAUGGAAGUUUUGAGAACAUAAUGCAAGGAUAUCCACAGGAUGUGCUCUCGUUCAUAAUGCCAGGACUAUCUAAAGUUAUUAAUUUGAGAAGAGAGGAUAAUAAUCAUGAGCUUUGGAAGAUAUUAAUCCAGGCACUUUACAAGAACCACAUCAUCUGAGGCAUCACUUACAAGGCAAUAAAAGGUGUAGAUUUGAAGCUAAAGGGUCUUGUCCCCAAUCACUGAUACAGUGUAAUAGGAUGCACCCAUUUCACUGUGAAGCGCACAGAGCAUCGUCUGGUAAGACUUUACAAUCCGUGGGGGACUCUAGAAUGGAAGGGGCAUUGGAGCAAAACCGACAAGAGAUGGACAAAGUCUCUUCUUAAUAGUUCACAAUGAGAUAUCUUAACUCCAGGAUGAUUUUACAUUCCUUUUGAAUACUUUCUGAAGUACUUUAAAGUUGUUACCAUCACUGAGAAUGAGCCAGAGUAUAAGUUCCAGAGCUUAACAUUGACAAAUAAUGGGGAUUUUUCAGCUUUUAUAUUAGAUUUGCAUGAAAAUAGCUAUCUAUAUCUGUCUGUAAACCAAAUAAACCAGAGGUUACUCCAAGAGGAGUGCAAAUAAAGCUGAGUCUUCCGUCUGAAACAUAAUGAUUGCUAGAAUAAACCCUUCUAAAGACUCACUCAUCUAUGUUGAUGGCAAGUUCUCUCAAGAAAGAGAGCUUGUCUGGAAUUCUCAGAGGCGUCUCCAGAAAGGCAAAUAUUUGGUCUACGCUGAAAUUGAGUGGAGCGAGGAAACCAAGUGCAUUGAUUACUACUCCUCAUGAUAUUCGGAGAACAAGGUGAUCAUGGAAGAUGUCACUGGUUCUUACAAGAAGAAGGAUCUUUUGGAGAAAAUGCUAAUUGCUUGUGCACAGAAGAAGACCAAACCUUAUGAGUAUUCCAAAGAAGCCUCUUCUGAAGAACCUGGACUUAAAAUUGAUCUCAAGAGAGCGAUGUCAGUUGAGGACACUGGAUGCGAUUAUGGCUAUAUCUUUUACACAAAUGACACUCCAUCCUCUGUUCUAAGCGAAGAGCUAAAUUUCGGCUCCAUGGCCGGUUAUGUAGUUGAUGAUGAAGAAGAUACUCCCAAAAUUAACAUUGAUCUUGAGCCAGGAAAGCAAAAGUUGGUGCUAUUGAAAAGAAACUCAGAUAGGCCUAUGCUUUCGGUUGGUUUUAAAAGCAAGAUAUCUUAUGAUACAGAAGACCUGAUCAAAAAUAUCAAAACUAAAGGCAAAAAGCAUCAAGUCAAGACCGACUGAGAAGAAUUUGAAAUUUACUUCUAUGUUCUCGAGCAUCCCAAAGGGUACAUAUUCCAAUACGAGAACAAUGAAAAGACUCUUGAGUUUGAAGCAGCUUUUGAUUUCAAAUUAAAGAACUUGAAAAUAGUCGAACAAGCAAGAAAAGAGAAAUUGAAGCAACGAAAAGAAUGGGGUCGAAAUAACGCAUCUUCAACCUGGAAAGUUUUCUUGAAGCCAGGCUGCAAAGUUAUUAAGAAGCUAGAAAUAAUUAAUGACUAUGAUGCUGUAGCUUAUAAACAAAAUUACAAAUUCAAAACGAUAGACACUACACCACAGAAAGUCUUCUCAAAUGCAUCCUUGAAGACUUCUAUCAAGAAACGGGGCCAAAAAUACCCUCUUGUUGAUGAAGCUAAAAUUGACUAUUAUGUUUAUAACGAAAUCAAAGGGAGCUACUAUUUCAUGUUCACCAAUAGUGGAAUAAAAACACUUGAGUGAGAUGCCCAGUUCGAACUUGAGAAUAUUAAGCUGGUUGACUCUGAUGGGCCAGAAAAUACUUGGAAGUUCUCUUUGAAGCCAGGCCAGUGUCUGAUCAAACAGGCUCUGAAGAUUAUUCAGAGAGAUAAAUGAAGCCUGUGUCCCUCGUUCACGUAUAAGUUGUCAUAAAUUUAUAACCCAA